AUGGUAACCCUUGAUCAGACGGUUUGUAACACGCCCAACAUCGACGUGGCGCGGAAUGGCCCAGUCAUCCCAAUCCGUCCUUUUCUUCAGCUGGGGUUUGGCCGCGGGGUGGGGGUGGCGUGCCAUCGGGGGGACUGGCGCAACUAUGUCGAGAACACGCUGGAGGCGGUGGAGAGCUGCAUCGCGAUGGGGGCCGAUCUCGUCGAGGUCGACGUAUGGCGCACGAAGGACGGGCACCUCAUCGUGAUGCACGACGAGAUGCUGGAUCGCACGAGCAAUGGGAAGGGGCGGAUUGGUGAGCACACCUUGGCCGAGAUUCGCGCGCUGCGCCUGAAGGACGGGCUGGGGAAUAUGACCGACUUCACCAUCCCCACCGUUGAGGAGGUGCUGCUGCUCGCGAAGGACCGUAUCCUCGUUAAUCUGGACAAGGCGGAUGUGUACCUCGCUGAGGUGUAUGAACUACUGGAAAAGACAGGAAUGAUAUCACAGACGAUUCUUAAAUCCGAGUCCACUUACCAACAAAUGAUUGAUAAAUGGGGGGACAUAAUGGAGAGGGUCGUCUUCAUGCCGGUCUUCAACCUGACCCAGAAAACAACUCUGAAGGAGUUGCAGAACCUCUUCACACCACACCAUCAGCUGUACGAAAUCAAUUUCGAGAAGGAAGACCUAGAGAAGCUUCUCUUUAUCAAAAAAAUGGCUAUUCAGACGGGGUGUACACUCUGGAUCAACACGAUUUGGCCCACCAUUUGUGGUGGCCAUAGCGAUGAUCGUGCCCUCAAAGACCGGGACGCGGCAUGGGGUUUUGUGAUCGACGUCCUCGGGGCAGGUAUCCUGCAGACGGAUCGCCCGCAGAUGAUGUUAAAUUACCUGAAAAGCCGUGGAGACCACUAA
This is a messenger RNA of Phytomonas sp. Hart1, 891 nucleotides long. The record is from the annotation of a GenBank genome assembly. NCBI's taxonomy places the organism in Eukaryota, Euglenozoa, Kinetoplastea, Trypanosomatida, Trypanosomatidae.